This is a messenger RNA of Penicillium manginii, 1182 nucleotides long. Its product is annotated as Zn(II)2Cys6 transcription factor domain-containing protein. The record is from RefSeq and is a predicted model, not a curated record. Lineage: Eukaryota; Fungi; Ascomycota; Eurotiomycetes; Eurotiales; Aspergillaceae. The transcript has a single exon. Gene Ontology annotation, biological process: regulation of transcription by RNA polymerase II. Bases 1 to 1182 code for a protein of 393 amino acids. Gene Ontology annotation, molecular function: zinc ion binding; DNA-binding transcription activator activity, RNA polymerase II-specific.
AUGCCGCUCCGGUCGCACACAAAAUCUCGGAAGGGCUGUGACCAGUGCCGUACACGCAAAGUCAAAUGUGACGAGCGGGGCCCGCCCUGUUCGAACUGUACCGCGCGCGAGUUAAGCUGCACAUACCUCAAAGUUGCGGCGGCGCGAGCUUCACAAUCACAAUCUCAGUCCGGGACUCCCGCCCCACUUCCCCACGUCAAGGGUGUGUCCAGGGAAAACAGUCGCACCCGUGCAAAUGGGAUUAGGAAGGAGGUUGUCGAUUCCCCAUUCCACAAAUCAGAAUUGACUAUCCUCGAGUUGAUGCACAAAUUCUCCACAGAGACAUUUCGGAGUCUCUGUGUCAGUGCCGCCGAGCUUGAGGUCUGGCAGACUACUGUGCCAACCCUCGCGCUCAAGCAUGACUUUCUCAUGAAUGGCAUCUUGUCUCUUGCCGCUAUGCAUAUUGCCUCGUCGCGGGAGCCGCCGGAAGCACUCGCCUAUCUCGAUAUUGGGCUUCAGCGGUAUAAUCGCAGUUUGAAACCGUUUCGUGAUGCGAUCGACUCGCUUACAGAGCAGAAUUGCGAUGCUGUGUUCGCGCACUCGAUUAUCAUGACUGCCAUUGGUAUUGCCUCACCUCGGCUGACGGGGAUCAGGGAUGAGAGCUCCAGUAUGACGGAGAGCAUGGUGGUGGUUUUUGAAUUGCUCCAGGGUGUCAAGAAGAUCCUUCAGGUUGGCGUGGGCCAAUCAUGGAUCAACCUGGAGUUGUUCUCGCGAGGCGCGUUCUGGAAGGAUACUAGUACGCAAUUGGAUGAUGAUACGCAUGGUGCACUGGCACAAUUAGACGCUCUAAAUGACGAGGUCAUGACGGGUAUCUACGAGUCGCAGCACCAGAUCAAUCGCGAGAUUAUCGCGCAUUUGCGGCAUUGUUAUGCGAAAUUCGCGCUUGAGCCGGAACCCGCACCGGCGUUGGCGUGGCUGGCGGCUGUGAGGAAGGAAUUCGUGGAUGGACUCCGGUGUCGCCAGCCCUUUUGUCUAUUGAUUCUGAUGUAUUGGGGAGUUUUAUUGGGGGAGCUGGAUGGUCGGCGGUGGUGGGCCCGCGAUGCGGGACGAGCCUUGGUGUCGGAAUUGCUGGGGGCGUUGCGCCCGGGAGAUCCUCGCUGGCAGCCCGCACUGACGUGGGCCCAGCAACGUAUGUCGCUCUAG